AAUUUUUUGUUUCAUGUUCAUGUAGUUUAAUGAAAGAUCAGUCACUUUUCUAGCUGAUGCCCUGUUUUCUGUUCAUUACUGUAUUUUCAAAUAUUAUUGUAACCGCCCCUAACUGAGUACAGUUGAACAAGGCUCAUUGUACUGCCCCCCAUUUAACCACCAGCCUCGCUUACCGACAGGUUUUGUCAAUGUACGAAAAGAAUUCCUUAUAUAAUCAUUGUAUUUGCACCUUUACACUGCCCUCCACCAACUGUCUCAGUUGUGCGGUCCUUAUUUGACUAAGUAUAAAUUUAUUCCGUUAUACUGCCAGCGAACUGGCCGCCAGAGCCACACACACACAGUACACACAAAGCUACACACAACACAUGGCACAUCCACUGGAUGGUUGCUUUACAAAUAUUUCACUCACAAGUCUCUACGGGCCAGGCCUAAGUCUAGAUCAAAUGCUUUUCACUGAUUUGCUCCCUCCCCAUCCUUGUCUGUGUCUUAGAUUUCAGGCAAUAUGGAUAGAUCUGUAGUGAUGUAGUGUGUGGCAAGCGAACACAAUACUGUGUGUCAUUUAGAAGAGUACAAUUAAAACAAAGCAUGACUUUGUACUUCAGCAUCAAAUUUCGCUCCCCGUGUGAUGCUCUAAUUAUGAAAAUAUGCUUAUUAUCUUUAGGCCUUGGUCAGUAUUCUUUUAAAAAGUGGAAUUCAAUUUUAAGUCACCCGAAGAAACUUUAAAGGAACCCUGCCAUCUCCUUCCCCCCCGUCAAAAUACAUGUCACCAGUCAGCCCAAAAUAACUUACAGGCUGAAAAAUGCUUUGGGCUGGGGCUUUUAUUUAGUGAAGACUCUCGCUCACGUCUAAGUGACAGAUCGCAGGGAGAUAGUGCAUUACUUCAUCUAGUGAUCGAUAAUAAUCAAGUUCCUUUGACGUUGAGCAGUCGGUGCUUUCAUGUAUUUAACAUAAGACAUGAAUACUUCAUUGUACUGCCAUCCCCACAGCACUGUCAACUUCAUGCUCGUCCCAAGAUUAAGAUAUUCUAUCAUAAUGGCUGCUGCUCGAAAACCUAUGAGGCUUAAAGAACUAGAGGGAUACUUACAAGAUGUUGAAGUUUUUGAAAAUCCCAAAGUCAAAUUGGAGCAGUACCCUACUACUCCUCACAUUGCUGCUUGUAUGCUUCACACAAUAACAUCAACGUACGAUGAUUUGGUUGACAAAACUGUUGCAGAUCUUGGUGUUGGCUGUGGUGUGUUAAGUGUUGGAGCUUCCAUGCUCGGCUCUGGAUAUGUUCUUGGAAUUGAUAUUGACGAGGAUGCUUUAGCAACUUGCUCGGCGAAUCUCGAUGAGUUUGAAAUGACCAAUAUAGAUUUGUUGGAGUGUGAUGUGAAGUCUCUGGCGAGCUCAGAGGUUGUGAACAGGCUCCAUGGAAAAUUUGACACUGUCAUCAUGAACCCACCUUUUGGAACCAAGCAUAAUCAAGGUAUAGAUAUGGUGUUUUUGCAAGCAGGUUUGAAAUUGUCUACAAACAGUGUGUACUCUUUACACAAAACUUCAACACGAGAGCAUAUACUGAAGAAAGCGUCUGACUGGGGUGUUGACGUGACUGUUAUAGCUCAACUGCGCUACGACUUGGCCAACACAUUGAAGUUUCACAAAAAAAAGGCAGUUGACAUUGAAGUUGAUUUUUACAGAUUUUCUCAUAAAAGAUGACAUUUGAAAAAUAGUCGUGAUAACUGAUUCUUUUGUUGUUGGUGUUCUAUAGGGGUCAGGUUAGUGCAAGCCUCUUUUCAAAUUGUAAACAAAACAUUUUGAAAUUCACACCAAGCCCUUUUUUCCGCUGAAACCGACAUUCUGUGACAAACUAUGGAUGGACAAUGGGUGAGUGUCACCAUGGUGUCGAAUGCAUAAAAUGAUACAUGAAUUAUCGCAACAUAUACAAAUUUUGCAGAGACUCUUCCUCCAUAACUAAGUUGUUAUUCUAGUUGCAUUUGUGGGUAGCGAACAUCACUGCCGUUGCCGUGCCUGUGUCGGUCAAAAGGCGACGACCGCUCACGGCCUCUACUGCACCCCUGUCGGUGGCGUACUUUCCUCUUUAUUUCUACUAAUUGCCGACGCAUAAGCGGCAACGGCAUAGCCCAAUUACUAGAGUAACGUCCCUUUGACCACUCAGAACAGUUUCACUUUAUUAGAAUGAUUUCCCUUGAAGUUCUGCCUAUUUUUGGAAUGGGAGUUCCCUUUGUCCUAUUUCUGGGUUUUGUUUUGAACGUCUGGCAGCUGAAGUCGGAAAAACGCUCAUGCCGAUACGAAUUGAAAACGGCUCGUAGUUUCAGAGAUUCUGAAUCCAUUAUGAUUCAUUGAACUCAGAUUGAGAUGAUGAAGUGCAAAAUAAUGGUAGUGAUGGUAGUUUGAGAUGAGAGAAAGAGGUAGAUCACCUCUCGACAGCAAUAGGAGCUAGAUCUAGCACUAAAUACUAGAUCUAGUACUGAGUCUAGUACGACGACUAAUGAUUCAAGUAGUGACGCUUGAAAUAGUGUAGCCCAAGUCGUCGUAAACUUAUCAAUUUAGUUUUCUUUGUUUUGUUACUUAUUUUUGUGUGUAUUUUAGAACAGAAACUUCUACGCUCUCAUCAAAACAGCAAAAUAUUGUACUGGCUAGUUUGGCUUACUUUUAAAAAGUUUUAGUUCCCAAAAUUUGUCAUUUUUUGAAAAGCUAUAAAACAUGAUAUGAACAAAAUAACAUAGAGUCAGAAUUCUUUCUGUUCUGUAAAGCUCAACAUCUCGUACUGAAACUGCCAAAUUUAAUAAAUCUAACAUAAAUAAUAAGUACAGAGUAACUGGAUUUUGAAAAAGGUAAAAAAAAAUCUGGCAUGCAGCGGCUUUUUCUGAGCUGAGGCGCCGGCAGCGAGUGAGUUGAAUAAAUUGGUCUUGCGAUAAAAUACACUCUGACAUUUUCAAGUGUUUGAAUGUGGGGUAGAAGAUGCUUCUCAUUUCGCAUCAACGGCUGAAGCACCACAGACUGAAGAUGGCCAACCUGUGGAUGUUUUCUUGACCUACCUGCAAAAAGAGUACUUACAACCCACGUCAAAAUUCCCUCCUACACUUAGGGCCAGCCAGAACAUCAGUUUGCACACAGGCUGUGAAUCCUUCCAUUGCCACUUCUCCAAGAGCUUCAAUAGCUAUCACCCGAAUAUAUUUGUCUUUGUUGAAGCACUUGAAGAGGAAAAACAAUUGUCUAGAGAUCAAACUUCAAUCCUUGUUUUCCUCUUCCGUCUUGCCACCAAGGAAAAUACAACAAAAUAAUGACACUUGAAUUCCUUUAGACUGUUGCCUUCAGUAUGCUGCCAGUUUAAUGAAAUUUAAAAAGGUGGUCUUAAGUCAAGCCAAGGCCUUUAAUAGAAUUUGUAUCCUUUACAAUAAUAAACAGCAUUCCAUUUCUAAUGAGGCCUCACAUUCAUAAUUACCAAGAGUGACAUAAUUUCUGUGUGAUAGUCCCAAGUCUAAGACAGGAAAUGGUGAAAGUAUAGCCCAACUUUAAGCAUGAGUCUGAUAAUUUGAUACUCUAGUCUAAUGUGUAUUCCAAUAUGCUUCACCUUUCUGAUAGAAAAAAGUUGUGUUCGAUAUCAUUUGAAAUGAGUUCAGAGAAAACCCCAAUGAGUUGAGAUCGAGGAUCAAAGAUAUGAACCCGAUGAAAUCAAAUAAAAAUGUGUUGAGAUUGAGUGUAUUGGGUCAGAGGGUGCCUACAGUAGUGGUCCCACUCCUGUACUAUCCAUCUGUUAAACGAACAACUCAAUAUUCUUCUACUCCUUACAUGGAACAACAAAACCACUGAAACAGACAUGCACUCUCUACUACACACAUUGUAUUGGCAGGAGGGAAGAUUAGUAGAUGCUUUUAUAAUAAAAACUAAAACAACUAUACCAUCAAAUAAAUGGUAUCCUGUCACUGCCAUUUCAUUAACUAAAUUUUGGGAGCAAUUUCAGUAAACAGGGUUUUUCAACCCAAAAAAGAGUUUUGGUCAGCAGGCUCUGACUAAAAAGUCUGAAAAUUUUUCUGUGUAAAAUUCUAUGCGCGGUGGGCGGCAUUUCAUUUAAAACAGAUAAGAUAUUAACAUGUGGCAAAAUAUUUAAUGCAUAGGCCUAGGCCUAUUAUUAGAAAAGCCUAAAUAUAAAAAAAAAAAAUAGAUCUCACCAAUAAUUGCAUAUUGAUGCGUGUAAUGGAUGGGGGAAGGUCUUGAAAGAAAUUACUUUCUGCUCUUGGAGGAGGUGCCAGCCAGUUUUUGACCCCUCCCUCUUUCUUGACUGUGAGAGUAUUUCUUUUCUUUGGAAGUCUGCUAGAGCAUAAAGGCUUGUAGCUGUUUUUUUUCUGUUUUUGCUUUUUAUUGCUUUGUUUUUCCAUCUGCUAAAUGCAGUUUGUUUUGAUUAUUUGGAUUGCUUAAAUACUAGGUAGGCUACUUAUUUGUUCGUAAAAAAAAAGAAAAGAAUAAUGCUCAGCUCCAACCGACCAACCGGAAAUGCACAAGAGUUCAAUGACCCGUUCUGGUCUUCCUUCAGGCUUAGCCAGUGUCAGGUUACAAUUUUCCGACCAGGCAGGAAACAUUUUCAUGGCUCUACCGAUCUCGGCCAGAAAAGCUGCGAAAGCAGGAUUUCGGCUUAAGCCAGAAAACUGGCAACCCUGCUGAAUACCAAGGUGUAUUUUAUCGGACCAUAUUGCUGUAAGUGCUGUGUGAAUGUGAUUUAGAGUGAUUGGUUAUAUAUGUGAAUUGUUUUCAUAAUAGGUGUUCAUUCAGUCUAUGAUUCCCUUGAAUUGUCUGACAAUAUUUGUAGUAAAAAUAAACUUUUCUGUAUCAAAAUUA
Messenger RNA from Aplysia californica (California sea hare), 4836 nucleotides. Its product is annotated as rRNA N6-adenosine-methyltransferase METTL5. NCBI's taxonomy places the organism in Eukaryota, Metazoa, Mollusca, Gastropoda, Aplysiida, Aplysiidae. The transcript is spliced from 7 exons. The record is from RefSeq and is a predicted model, not a curated record. Gene Ontology annotation, molecular function: nucleic acid binding; rRNA (adenine-N6-)-methyltransferase activity. The coding region runs from base 955 to 1695 and encodes 246 amino acids. Gene Ontology annotation, biological process: rRNA methylation.